Messenger RNA from Neolamprologus brichardi, 1160 nucleotides. The record is from RefSeq and is a predicted model, not a curated record. Lineage: Eukaryota; Metazoa; Chordata; Actinopteri; Cichliformes; Cichlidae.
UUCAGCUGGAAGCACAGAGGCGCUUUUUCUAGACAAGCGAACACACAGUCUGUUAAAGGUUGGAUGUUUAUGGUAACAAUGUGAAUGUUUAUGGUCACAAUGAAGGCCUUCAUCUUCCUUUUUCUCUUGGGAAUACAGGGGGCAGCGGCAGUGACCCACUCUAUGAAGUAUUUCUACACUGCGUCCUCUCAAGUGCCAAACUUCCCAGAGUUUGUGGUUGUUGGGAUGGUUGAUGAUGUUCAGAUUAAUUAUUAUGACAGCAACAUGGAGAAAGCUGUGCCCAAACAGGACUGGUUUGCCAGGAACACAGAUCAGCAGUACUGGGAGAGAGAGACUGAUAUCUUAGAGGGCACCCAGCAGACGUUCAAAGCCAACAUUGAGACUGCAAAGCAGUGCUUCAACCAAACUGGAGGUGUUCACAUUAACCAGAUGAUGUACGGCUGUGAAUGGGACGAUGAAACGGCUGAAGUUAACAGCUAUCAUCAGUAUGGCUAUGAUGGAAAAGACUUCAUAUCAUUUGACCUGAGGACAGAGACAUGGAUCGCUCCAGUAAUGCAGGCUGUAAUCACCAAACUCAAGUGGGACAGAGACAGAUCUCUUUUAGGCGAUCUGAGGAACUAUCACACCCAGAUUUGUCCUGAGUGGCUGAAGAAGUACGUGAACUAUGGGAGGAGCUCUCUGACGAGGACAGAGCUUCCCUCAGUGUCUCUCCUCCAGAAGUCUUCCUCCUCUCCAGUCAGCUGCUAUGCUACAGGUUUCUAUCCUGACAGAGCCGAGAUGAUCUGGAAAAAAGAUGGAGUGGAGAUUCAUGAAGGUGUGAACAUGGGAGAGAUCCUCUCCAACCAUGAUGGGACCUUCCAGAUGAGUGUUGACCUGGAUGUCUCAUCAGUGAAACCUGAAGACUGGCACAGAUACAGAUGUGUGUUUCAGCUCUCUGGUGUGAACGAGGACAUCGUCACCAAACUGGACAAAGCAGCGAUCAGGACCAAUGAGGGUAAAAUUGGAAAAAGAAGUUCUUCAGUCUUCCCUGCUCAUGUUGUUUUCCGGAUUAUGGGAAUACUGUUCCUCCUGACUGUCUGCUUCUCUGGAGUCUUUAUCUGGAGGAGAAAAUAUAAAAAGCUGUACUGACAGUUCAAAAACCUUAAAUGGGUGUGCACCAG